UCUCAAUGAACGACUCGCAGUCAGUGUACAGGUGUAUCUCGGCUGGUACAGUGUCUGAGUGGCCGUGUGCAAUAUGUAUCAGUCCGGUAGCCGGCACCGCGUGCUCUCCAAGUGACUUCCACACCGCCGAGAACACCCCCGUCCCUCCCGCACCCUGCAGCCUCCCUUACUGGAUAUCAUUCGGCUAGACUGCAGUUAUUUGGACGAUGGCUUCAAGAUGGCUGGAGCUGCUGAUUUGUAUCACAAUGUGUGCUCUGGCCAUGUCAGGGACGCCGCCGAACAAAAGUCGCCAAGGUGAAGCUUUUCAAAUCGUGCCGAAGGCGUGCACGGUGGACACAGUUCCAGGAGUGUGCAUGUUCGUGUGGCAGUGCAUCCACCACCAGGGGAAGCAUCUCGGCAUGUGCAUGGACGCCUUCAUGUUCGGUUCCUGCUGCCAACUACCGCCUGACGCCAUGGUGCCCACGGUGGCCUCCGAGCCUCAAAUCGCCGGCUCGCAAGCGGUCAGCGCCUACCUCAGCUCAAACAGGCCAUUCAGCUCCAGGCCCGUCACCAAGAAGCCAUUCAAGACUCCUCCAGCGACCACUGCUACGCCGAGCUACACCGCAGACAUCAACAGCGAAAACUUCGUGGACUACACGCCGCCAGAAAACAAUUACUCGCCCCACACCACCAAAUACCCAUUAGCACACACUACUAAGUUUCCACCCGCCCCAACCACCCAGACCACCAAAUAUCCUUCGUACUCGACUCCUUCAAAGGAUAAAGUUAGCACGCUCGGUAUCUCCAAGUACCCAACACCGACGGAGCCAGCCUUCGUCACCAGACCAAAACCGUCCACUUGGACAUCUCCUUUUAGACCACGACCACCGGACCUGAUCCAAGGUUCAAUAUUUAGUCAGAGACCUAUUUCCGGUUUGACAAAGAAACCUUUUCGACCUGCGUCAACAACGACCGCAACGACCGCACUGACCACAAAACGGCCCACGCCGACCACAACCACAAGCACCACUACCACCACCACCACCACUACGACCACCACCACUACAACUACUACGCCCAGGCCUGCUACAAGUUCCCCCAAUCCAACUAGACCACCACCACAUUUUCAAUCGCCGUACCUAACUUCAACCCCUCACUUGCCCGCUUCAUCUACCGAAGGUUCAACUACCAUAAGAGCAAAUGCAACGAAUGUUCCAGUUCGUGCUAGAAUAGAAUGCGGAAAGCCUCCUUUGAUUCCUCCGCGACCUGAAAUGCGGAUUGUCGGUGGCAGGACGUCUGAUUUCGGUAGAUGGCCGUGGCAGGUGUCAGUUCGAAGAACGUCUUUCUUUGGCUUUUCGAGCACGCACAGAUGCGGUGGAGCGAUCAUCAACGAAAACUGGAUCGCGACAGCGGGCCACUGUGUGGACGACUUGCUGACGUCGCAGAUAAGAAUCAGAGUCGGCGAGUACGACUUUUCCUCAUCCAACGAGCCGUUCAACCACGAGGAGCGCAGCGUCACUAGGAAAGUUGUCCACCCGAAGUACAACUUCUUCACGUACGAGUACGACCUGGCCCUGGUGCAGCUCGACCGGCCUCUCGAGUUCGCGCCGCACAUCGCGCCCAUUUGUCUGCCGGCGACAGACGACCUCCUGGUCGGCGAGACAGCCACCGUCACCGGCUGGGGCAGGCUUAGCGAGGGAGGCACCUUGCCCUCAAUUCUCCAAGAGGUGUCAGUGCCUAUUGUAAGCAACGAGAAGUGCAAGUCUAUGUUCUUGCGAGCCGGCAGACACGAGCACAUUCCAGAGAUAUUCCUCUGCGCUGGAUAUGAAACCGGUGGCCGUGAUUCUUGUCAGGGUGACUCCGGGGGCCCCCUUCAAGUGCGGGGCAAAGACGGCAACUACUUCCUAGCUGGCAUCAUCAGCUGGGGCAUCGGGUGUGCGGAGAACAACCUGCCUGGCGUGUGCACUCGGAUAUCGAAAUUCGUCGACUGGAUAAUGGAGCAAGUGACUCAGUCGUGAUUUUCGCCAGACACUAAAGCCCUCGAGUGAGAGAUACAUAACUUAAAAUCAACCCGACUGUGAAUCAAUCAACCAGAUUAAUGUUAUCUAUUUGUAAAUGAAGAAUCCGUGUUCAACCAGUCCGAGGAGUCAAGCAAGACGCUGAAAGUGAACCAACUUCGGGGCGGCGCUUUUUAUGUUAAAAGUGCGAACGCUCGUCGCUGAUGAAAGUGCUAUUCAUGUACAUAUUUAAGCCUCAUUUUAAGUGUCACUGUGAUAAAAAUUAUUCGUAUGCGUUUCCAGUUUUUAUUAUAAGUUGAGUGUGCAAAAAGACGAGUUGUUGAAAUAUUAUUUGGAUUUUUUUGUUGCGACGCAUUCAAAUUUUAUCCGUCAUUGAGUCUUCCAAACACUAUUUUUGUUAUAUUUCUAGCAAAUGAGACGUAUCAACAUCCUAAAAUUAGUUGAGCAAUACUACGAUAUGAAUUGAACAAACUUAUAAAAGAGAGUAAGUGCCCUGUCAAAUAAAGUUCUAUUGAAAAUUAA
Cloeon dipterum is the source of this 2519-nucleotide messenger RNA. RefSeq names its product serine proteinase stubble-like. Gene Ontology annotation, molecular function: serine-type endopeptidase activity. The coding region runs from base 207 to 1997 and encodes 596 amino acids. The record is from RefSeq and is a predicted model, not a curated record. Gene Ontology annotation, biological process: proteolysis. The transcript has 11 exons. Lineage: Eukaryota; Metazoa; Arthropoda; Insecta; Ephemeroptera; Baetidae.